Phytophthora nicotianae INRA-310 is the source of this 1109-nucleotide messenger RNA. RefSeq lists its product as hypothetical. The transcript has a single exon. The coding region runs from base 27 to 1109 and encodes 360 amino acids. NCBI's taxonomy places the organism in Eukaryota, Oomycota, Peronosporomycetes, Peronosporales, Peronosporaceae. The record is from RefSeq and is a predicted model, not a curated record. Gene Ontology annotation, molecular function: oxidoreductase activity, acting on single donors with incorporation of molecular oxygen, incorporation of two atoms of oxygen; ferric iron binding.
CGCUCGCAGUUCUUGCAGUCUCCGCGAUGACAUUGUCCGCACACUCCGUCCAGCAGCCACACACGCAGCCUGUAAUGGAGCUUGAACAACGUCGACUCUUCCAGUCUGACAGUCACCGCUUAUUACAAACCUGCAAGAACUCUGCUCAAGCUCGAAGGCUCCAGGGGCACAACGCUGCUCGAUGUGCCGCCACUCUCGAGAGUAUGCAAACCCAUCGCCGACUCGGUGGUGGAGGAGGUGUCCAGCUCGACACUCCAGCCCCGACGACUGAGCACCAAUCGAGUUUGCUGAUCAACAAUGUCACUGACGUGAAUGCGAUCGAUUUGUUCGGGAGCGACGUCAAGUGCGUUCUUGAACCCGAGGUGACCGAGGGUCCCUACUACGUCAGCGGGGAGUUUAUCCGCCAAGAUGUGACUGAAGGUCAACAAGGAAUUACUCUCUACGCAGAGCUACAGUUCGUGGAUGUGAACACAUGCGAGCCGGUGGACGAUCUCUACGUGGACUUCUGGCACUGCAACGCCACCGGCGUGUAUUCUGGAGUGGUGGCCAACGGCAAUGGGCACAUAUCCGACACUUCCAAUAUCAAUAACACGGCGUUCCGAGGCCUCGCGUCCACGGAUGAAGACGGUAUCGUAUCGUUCACCUCUGUGUUCCCAGGCCACUACACAGGACGCGCCACUCACAUCCACAUCUUGGGAUCAUACAACGGCACCGUGCUCAAAAACAACACGUACUCGGGUGGAGUAGGUGCUCACGUGGGCCAGCUCUUCUUCGACCAGGAUCUCAUUUCGAAGGUGGAAGCAACGGGCGUGUACGCUACCAACACGCAGGAGCUCACGCUCAAUGCCAAUGACAAUAUCUACAGCGAGUCGUCGACUACGGGGUUUGACCCCAUCAUGGAGUACACGCUGCUUGGUGACUCAGUGCAGGACGGCAUCUUCGCAUGGAUCUCGGUGGGCGUCGACAUGACAACCGCCAAGAGCGUGAAUGCAGCGUCGACUAUCACUGCCAAUGGAGGUGUCGCUAACGCGAACACCAUGGGGCCACCGGGUAGAAUGGGCAGUGGAUCGUGGGGCCCUCCUCCCGACUCGGACAUCACGCAGUCGUAA